CACAACGUUUAGUGCGGAAAAUUAUAGUGUUACUCUGUGACCGUGACCGUGACUGUGAUUGUGACUGCGAUUCAUUCAGCAAAGAGCAAAAGCAAGAGUAAAUCUAUUCGGUUCGCUCUUUUCAGACUCUUCGUUAUAACUUGGAUUUCGGUAACGAAGUCAGAGUUUUUUGAAAUGAUUCAAAGUUGCCCGCUACCGCCAAUUUAGGGCUGAGAGUUACGUAAAAUUAAAACUAAAAGGAAAUCAAAAAAAAAACCUAUUGGGAAGAGUUGAGGAGCAUCGACAAUAAUAAUAAUAAAUUGUGAGAAGAGGAAUAAAAAACCAAAAACCUCAACGUUAGAAAGGGGCAAAAACGCAACGCGCUCGAAUGCGUUACGUUGCGCAUGAAAUGGCGGCACGCAGUUCGCGCUACAUUGAAUCCAACCGCAUCACUUGCCAAUUGCUCUAGUCGCCAGCAAAAAGUUAUCAUUCGAGAGCGUUACAAAUUGCGCAUGAAAUGUUGUUGGAACACUUUAUGGCGCUGCUUGUGAUCAUGGGAUUAACCACAACAUUUGAUAAGCACAACAGGCACAAGCAACAUUUUGCUUCUUUGGCCACUGCCACGGAACUAUCCAAUAUAAUUCCUGACAACUACGAAGGCUAUGAUCCGCAAUUCGAUAACGCCACCGAACGUGAAAUAAUCGCCGCCUUGGGCACAACAGCUCGCCUACACUGCCGGGUGCGACAUUUGGGAGAUCGUGCCGUUUCCUGGAUACGCCAACGGGAUCUUCACAUCCUGACCAUCGGCAUUAUGACCUAUACGAAUGAUCAGCGGUUUCUGGCCCGACACAUUGACAACUCCGAUGAAUGGGUGCUCAAAGUCGUGUCUGUGCAGCCUCGCGAUGCCGGCAUUUAUGAAUGUCAGGUCUCCACAGAGCCCAAAAUCAGUCUGGCCUAUAAGCUAAUGGUUGUGACAUCGAAGGCGCAAAUCCUGGCCAAUCGUGAGCUUUACAUUCAGAGUGGCAGCGACAUCAAUUUGACAUGCAUUGCACCUCAGGCUCCGGGUCCCUAUACGCAUAUGCUCUGGCACAAGGACACGGAAUUAGUCAGUGACUCGACACGGGGAGGCAUACGCGUUGUGUCGGAACAGCAGAUGAAGACCAGCAAUUUGGUGAUAUCGCGUGUACUGCACACGGACUCCGGCAACUACACGUGUUCGGCGGAUAAUUCAAACUCUGACAGCGUCUUUGUGCAUAUCAUUAAGAGCGAGCAACAUGCGGCCAUGCAGCACGAAAUGGGUGUGAGACUGGAGGUGCCAGGAUUGUGGCCUUUGCUCCUGGGUAUCAGUCUACUUUUGGUUCUAACAAAUCUCCAUGCUCAACACCACAUGACUCGCCCAUUUCUUGUGGCCUAAGUCGAGUGGCAACUUAUGUUUGAUGUCUGUUUUCUCCAUCCGUUACGUUUUUACUUCCUCCUCCUUUAACCGCUAGCAAAAAAAAAAAGAAACCAAAAAACCAGAAUUGGAGAUGCCUUUCCGCCCCCUACCAGGCCACAAAUGUAUAUAGUAGCCACCUGAGAAAAGAGGAAGACCAAGAACAAGAAGUGAAGGUCGUCAUCAGUUUUGUGUGUGUAAAUAUGUAAAUUGUGUUUUUGUUUACCAGCCAUUAAGUAUUUUGAUACGUCGUAAUUAUAAUUACAAAUUAGGUCAAUGCAUAUAUAUACAUAUAUAGAAAACGA
Molecule: messenger RNA, 1716 nt
Organism: Drosophila willistoni
Lineage: Eukaryota; Metazoa; Arthropoda; Insecta; Diptera; Drosophilidae
Gene: dpr5
Product: V-set and immunoglobulin domain-containing protein 10
Exons: 6
Coding region: 497-1393 (298 amino acids)
Biological process (GO): synapse organization
Cellular component (GO): neuron projection membrane
Source: RefSeq, a predicted model, not a curated record